Molecule: messenger RNA, 1231 nt
Organism: Sardina pilchardus (European sardine)
Lineage: Eukaryota; Metazoa; Chordata; Actinopteri; Clupeiformes; Clupeidae
Product: fibrinogen-like protein 1
Exons: 7
Coding region: 288-1163 (291 amino acids)
Biological process (GO): blood coagulation
Source: RefSeq, a predicted model, not a curated record
UUUAUUCAAGGGGCGGACCUGCAACGGUUGCACUUGACCAGCUCCAGUUUCCCGGCAAAUUAGACGCAUUCCCUCCAAAUGUCGAAUGGGUUGGCUAGCAACUGGACAGACCGUUUACUGAUUUCCACAGGUCUCUCUCUAUCAAAUCGCUCUCAACCCCAAACAUCAUCGUGCCUAGGCAACAACAUUCAACUUUUAUCAGGAAGGCUCCUGCGCAGCAGUAUCAGGAGCCUGUAUCAGCCAACUGCCAGGAUGAGGUGUAUUGGCUCCGGUCGCAGCUUGUCCAGAUGAGCCAGAGUUUGCUAGACCAUCAGCAGUACAUCCAGCAGCUCCAGGACCAGCUGAGUCAGGCCAGCACAGGUCACCAGGACGUCCCUGAUGCUCCCCAAAGGCCAAACGUCCAGCCCCAGUCAGGCAGUCCGACAGGGUACACAGACUGUUCACAGGUGUUUGAGGAUGGGAACCUGGUCAGCGGCGUGUACAUGAUUAAACCAAAGGAAUCCCCGGUCUCCGUCAUGGUGUUCUGUGACAUGAGGGAUGGUGGAGGCUGGACCGUGUUUCAGAAGAGGAGAGACGGACAAGAGUCCUUUAACAGGACCUGGGUGGAGUAUAAGCAUGGCUUUGGGAAUCUUCUCUCCAACGAUGGGGAGUUUUGGCUGGGGAAUGACCCCCUACACUACCUCACGUCACAGGGCAAAUAUAAACUCAAGAUAAAAAUGGAGGACUUUGAUGGUCGCCCACGCUUUGCUGAGUACAAAAAUGUCAAAGUUGGAGAUGAAAAGGAUGAGUAUGAGUUGCAGGUGGGUGACUACAGGGGAGAUGCAGGCGAUGCUUUGGUUGAUGCGCAUCCCCACUCUGAUAGGCCCCAGAGUAAUACCCCCCACGGCCUGAAGUUCAGCACGUAUGAUCACAACAACCGUGAGGAGGAGGAACCCCAGUGCAUUCGCCAGGACAAGUCUGGGUGGUGGUUCAGCAGAUGUCACUCUGGUAAUUUGAAUGGUCAGUACUACAACGGCCCCUACCAGGCAGUGACGGACGAUGGGGUGGUGUGGCACACCUGGCAUGGGUACUGGUACUCCAUCAAGUCUGUGGUCAUGAUGAUCCGCCCAGAGGGAUUCGAUGAGCCCAAAGCAGAGCAUGAAGUGCCUGACGUUAAACAGUGAAAGGUGCUCGGGCAGUUGAGCACACUGUAUUUGUCAGUUAAUUAAUAAAAUAAGCCUGCAUGCUUCAA